This is a messenger RNA of Cladocopium goreaui, 612 nucleotides long. The record is from the annotation of a GenBank genome assembly. Lineage: Eukaryota; Dinophyceae; Suessiales; Symbiodiniaceae.
CCAAUGGCAUGGAUUCUGCGAUUGAUACGGCAUUGUCUCCCAAGCGCUAAAGGGCCCCAUCUUUCCCUGGUCGCCAUGCCGCAAAAUCCCUUGGUCUUCUUCGAGAUCGCCUUUGAUGGGCAACCUGUGGGCAAGAUCGUUUUCGAGCUCUUUGCGCAUGUGGUGCCCAAGACGGCUGAGAAUUUCAGGGCGCUCUGUACUGGAGAACACGGCAAGGGCAAGUCUGGAAAGAGGCUGAAUUUUAUGGGCUGUGUCUUCCAUCGGAUUAUCCCUGGAUUCAUGUGCCAAGGAGGUGACUUUACCAGAGGUGAUGGAACUGGAGGAGAGUCCAUCUACGGCGCCAAGUUUCGUGAUGAGAACUUCCAGAUGCGACACACGGAGAAGGGCCUGCUCUCCAUGGCUAACUCGGGGCCCCACACCAACGGGUCGCAGUUCUUCAUCACGGUGAAGGCGACUCCUCACCUGGAUGGGAAACACGUGGUCUUCGGCAAGGUCAUCAGUGGCUAUGACAUCGUGCAGAAGAUGGAGCGCUGUGGCAGCAGCAGUGGCAAAACCAGCAAGAAGGUCACUAUCCACACCUGUGGCGAGGAAGGGCCGACUCGAUGGGGCUGG